Molecule: messenger RNA, 2055 nt
Organism: Stegostoma tigrinum
Lineage: Eukaryota; Metazoa; Chordata; Chondrichthyes; Orectolobiformes; Stegostomatidae
Product: long-chain fatty acid transport protein 2-like
Exons: 10
Coding region: 80-1933 (617 amino acids)
Molecular function (GO): long-chain fatty acid-CoA ligase activity; long-chain fatty acid transmembrane transporter activity
Source: RefSeq, a predicted model, not a curated record
AGGCGAGCCGCCAGGGUGACGGCUAGUUCUCAGUUUGGGGAAGUUUCAGAUGCUGUGAGCCCCGCUCGACCCGGCAACAAUGCAGGUUCUCCUCGGCUUCCUUCUGGCCCUCCUGCUGAGUGGCCUCCUGCUCCGCUCCUGGUUCCCGUACCUGGGGCACGAUUUGAGAAACUUCUACCGAGCGGUCACACUGGCCAUACGGGUGAUGAUUUACAAGAGGAAGCAGCCCCCGGUCACAUUGCUGGAUGUGUUCCUCCAGAGAGUGAGACAAUCCCCAAACAAAACGUUUGUGCAGUUUGAGGGCCGGACUCUCAGUUACUCGGAGCUGGACAGGCAGAGCAACCAAGUGGCGAGAAUCGUGCAGCGCCGGGCUGGGCUCCAGCGCGGUCACUGUGUAGCGAUCCUCCUCAGCAACACUCCGCUGUUUGUCUCCGUCUGGUUGGCUCUCGCUAAACUCGGCUGCCCUGUGGCUUUCCUCAACUUCAACAUCAAGGGCAAAUCCCUGCUUCAUUGUUUCAAGUGCUGUGCCUCCCAAGUGCUCAUCGUCGGUGGAGACCUGAGGUGUUCAGUGGAGGAUGUACUGCCCAGUUUAAGAGAGAACAAUGUCACUGUUUUAAUUUUGGAUGACGAAUGUACCAUAGAAAGCAUUGGGAAUGAUGAAAUUCAAGCUGCAUCUGACCAGCCACUGCCUUUGUCCCUCCGAUCACACGUUACCUUCAAAAGCCCCUUUAUUUAUAUCUAUACCUCCGGAACAACAGGUUUGCCCAAAGCUGCCAUCAUCACUCACUCUCGAGCACAUCUUUUUGCUUCGUUCAUUGCAACUUGUGGUAUCUACAGUAAUGAUGUGAUUUAUACCACUCUACCUCUUUAUCACAGUGCUGGUUCCAUGGUUGGAAUCUGUGGCUGCAUUUAUGCAGGGGCAACUGUUGUCUUACGUCGUAAGUUUUCUGUAAGCCAGUUCUGGGAUGACUGCAGGCAGUAUGAUGUCACUGUUAUCCAGUACAUUGGGGAGGUGUUACGCUACCUCUGUAAUGUUCCAAAGAAAAGCGAUGAAAGAGAUCACAAGGUGAGGCUGGCUUUGGGGAAUGGUGCAAGGCCAGAUGUCUGGAAGGAGUUUUUAAAUCGAUUUGGAAACAUCCAAGUUUGUGAGUUUUAUGGUGCCACUGAAGGAAAUGUUGGCUUCUUUAAUAACGUGGGCAAAAUCGGUGCAUCAGGGCGGACCAGCGUUUUCACCAGGAUGUUCAUGCCAUUUCACCUGGUUAAAUAUGAUGUUGACCGGGAAGCACCUGUACGAGAUGCCAAUGGUCACUGCAUUGAGGUUGCUAAAGGAGAGACUGGACUUCUUAUUGCGAAAAUUACACCCAAAGCCCCAUUCAUUGGGUAUGCAGGGAAUAGUGUCCUAACCAAUCAGAAGCAUCUGAGAGAUGUGUUCUGCAAAGGAGACCUGUACUUCAACAGUGGAGACCUCAUGAUGCUUGACAAUGACAAUUUCAUCUACUUCAAAGACAGAAUUGGAGAUACAUUCAGAUGGAAAGGGGAAAAUGUAUCCACUACUGAAGUGGCUGAUAUUCUGUCGUUGCUGGAUUUUGUUCAGGACGUCUGUGUAUAUGGAGUAACUGUUCCAGGCCAUGAAGGUAGAAUAGGAAUGGCUGCCAUUCAACUGCAGAGUGGAAGGAAGUUGGAGAGGUCACAGCUGUAUGAAUAUCUGAGAACUCACCUCCCCAGUUACGCAUGGCCCCGCUUUGUCAGGGUACAGAAGCAGAUUGAAACCACAGGAACCUUUAAAUAUUAUAAAGUCACAUUGAUGAAGGAGGGUUUCAAUCCAAUGACUAUCCAAGAGCCACUCUACUUCCUCGAUGACCAGAAAAGAACCUAUGUCCCAAUGGACGAGCAACUCUACGACAGUAUCAUCGGUGGUCAAGUGAAACUGUGAUGUGAUGACCCUGUCCUGCUCAAAGUGCCUUGAUUGGCUGUUGUAGAAUUGAGAAUUUUGGACAGAUUGUGUUUUCAUUCUAAUGUUGUGUUUCUUGGUACAGUGAGAGUGGGUGUAGUGGU